AUGACUUUCAUCCAAUUGAUCUUACUCAUCUUCCUCUUCCUCACAAGAAGAGUAUCAUCUUCAAAUCAACUCAAUCUGGUUGGCGACUAUAAACUAAUGUCGAUCAACAUCCCCAAAGUAUUGGUUUACACUUACACAGAUGGCUUUAGACACGAUUCGAUCCCGACUGCUAUAUCUAUGUUGAACCAAGAAAAAGAUAAUUGGGGUGUCAAGUUCGAUUUCACAGAGGACAGAAACGCUUUUCGGGAUGACAACUAUCUGAAGCAAUACGAUGCAUUGAUGUUCAUUCAUGCAACUGGUGAAGUACUCGAUCAACAAGGCCAAGAAGCUUUUCAACGUUAUCUCCAGUCAGGAGGUAAUUUCAUCGGAGUACAUGCUGCUGUGUGUGGAAUGUACAAUUCAUCUGUUUACAAAUCAACAAUUGGAGCGUUAUUCGAGUGGCAUCCUGUCAUCCAAGAAGCUACUUUCAAGAGAGAGAAUACCACUCACCCUGCUACUGCAAACGUUCCUGACAAUUGGCGAUUUGCUGAAGAAGUCUACUAUUUCACUUCCGAUCCGAGGGAAAACGGGGCUGUUGUCAUCCUUAGCGUUGACGAGUCAAGUUAUAACAACGAAAGCUACAGCUCUAAUUCGGGACACCCGCAUCCUAUAGCUUGGUAUAUCGAUCCUCCCAAGCCUUCUCAGCCUUUACAAGCAGGAGCUGUCAAAGGCGGCAGGUCGUUCUACACGGCCUUGGGGCACUCUAACGAAACAUGGCAGAAUGAAACUUUCAUCAAUCACGUCUUUUCAGGCUUGACCUGGGCUUUGGAUGGUGCAUCUACUCGAUCGUACGGAUCAGGUCUAGUAGGAAGCGAGGAAGCCCGACCACCUCCUCCUUCACCUCCACCAUCAUCUCCUGCAUCCAGUGUCUCAAGCUUAUCCGAUCCAUCUUCUUCUGUACCCGUCGCUGGCCCGACUCUCCCUGGUCACGCACUCCAAGUCACUUCAGAUGGAGUGGGAAUGUUGGGUUCAACGACGGUAGGAGUGGCACUGUGCUUUCUAUUUGGUGUCUUAACAGGGUAUUAUGUUAUCGCUUAG
Molecule: messenger RNA, 1077 nt
Organism: Kwoniella shivajii
Lineage: Eukaryota; Fungi; Basidiomycota; Tremellomycetes; Tremellales; Cryptococcaceae
Exons: 9
Coding region: 1-1077 (358 amino acids)
Source: RefSeq, a predicted model, not a curated record